GACAGAGAAGGGAAGUUAAGAAGACAAAAGUGAUUACUCAUCCCUCCACUUGUUUGGUCAAAAAGAAAAUGGAAGCGGCGGCGACGAAGCAGAGCGUUACAAACCGACUUCUCACCGUGAAGUCAGCCUCCGGCAAGACUUACAGCCAAUUAGCGGAGGAGACAGGUCUCACCAACGUCUACGUGGCUCAGCUGCUCCGUCGCCAAGCCCAGCUCAAACCCGACACAGUCCCAAAGCUCCGUGAAGCUUUGCCUGCCCUGACCGACGAACUAAUCGCUGCCAUGGUGUCUCCUCCGUGGAGAUCAUAUGAUCCAAACCUUAUCCAAGAACCUACCGUCUACAGGUUGAAUGAAGCAGUGAUGCAUUUCGGUGAGAGUAUAAAAGAGAUUAUCAAUGAAGAUUUUGGCGAUGGCAUCAUGUCGGCGAUAGACUUCUAUUGCUCCGUGGACAAAGUUAAAGGAGUGGAUGGUAAUAACCGCGUUGUCGUGACACUUGAUGGGAAGUAUCUUUCUCAUUCCGAACAGAGGACGGAGAAUAUGGUCUCAAGGCUAAACCUCAAGGGAAGUACAAGCGAAUGAUAUGUAAAAUGUAAGAAUAAAACGAUUCAGAUGAAUGUAUGAAGCAAUCCAUGAAGGCCUUAUGUCUAAAACUGUAACAUUGUACGAUUUAUUGGGUUUGUUUAUCUGUACUCUAUGCAACUCCAGCCUCAAGCUGUUUCAGGUUGAAUAAAAUAAACACUAUGAAACC
Raphanus sativus (radish) is the source of this 747-nucleotide messenger RNA. Its product is annotated as cyanate hydratase. The record is from RefSeq and is a predicted model, not a curated record. Bases 69 to 578 code for a protein of 169 amino acids. Gene Ontology annotation, molecular function: cyanate hydratase activity; DNA binding. NCBI's taxonomy places the organism in Eukaryota, Viridiplantae, Streptophyta, Magnoliopsida, Brassicales, Brassicaceae. The transcript has 4 exons.